AGCGCUAAUGCAUGUGUGCCUAAAACAAUACUAAGACAAUAUGUGGUGGAACUGGUACUUGUAGAUUAUCGAGUGACUGUACCAGCAGUGAAAUUACGUAAAACAUGCAGACUUCGCUUACGUGUUUUCUUCAUACCCUUCUUCUUGCUACAUACAUCCCGUAUCGCCUCCUCGAUUCGGUGCCCUGAUACCGAGGUGAGGAACACUUGGUUCUUACCGAAAGGUCAUGUGCUUUGUGUGCCUAUCCAUAGUUAUUUGUUGCACUCCGUCAAGCGUUACUUGCCAAGGUUGCAUCUCUGCAUUACACCCUAUAUCACUGUGUUUUGGUGAACACGUAGUUCGAUGCCGUGCAGGCAGUGGCGAGCACUAGCAUUGCCCUUGUUCGAAUCAGACAUUCGCGCGCGCAGGUUCGGUAUUUCCCGAAGUCGGUCUCGGCGCCCAUUUCGUUGGCAACGGUCAGAUGCCUCUAAGCACGGCUCCCGUGAAUGGCAGUAUUUCAGGAUUGCUCGAAAUUGCAGCGUCGAGUCUUAUCGUUGCGACGCUUACUGUCAGCGGUCUCACACAACUAUUAACAGGCGCCCAGAGCUCCUGGCAUCCUUUCCACCAGUUCAUUACUGUUGAGGACGUUGCUGCGGGAAGAGCGGAAGAAGCCGAGGAAAGAAUUAAACUUGCCCUUCUCGCCGGAAAGAAUCCCAAUGCCUUCGAAUCCCGCGUCGAGAGGCCUGCUGAAGUUGCCGAAGCUACUGAAUUCACUCCACCUCCUUCUCACCGUGACUGGCGAAAUAUCAUGCUCGCUGUUGUUGGCUUUGUUGAGGCGUUGUCACGAACAGCCGUCCUCAUUAACACCUUCACUGGGGCUGUUGGCGUCCGGUCGGUUUUUGUUUUGCUUUCUCCCAUACUAUUGCUUGUUGCCUGGAUAUACGGAUCACUCUUACCUAUCACGCGGCCGGUCUCGACUACUCCUUACACUCUACUUUUCAUUGAUCUCGCGUCUAUCCUAUCCGACUUCGCUGUGUUUUAUCCAGCGACAUCAGUCAAUUUUGAUUCGAUGUCACGGAGCCAACAAAUUGGGCUUGUCGCGCACAUCAUCGAUUUCUUCCUCACCGGAGUUUGCAUCGCUAUUGCAUUCUCCUUCCCCAUGCAUCUCAACGGGAAGCCAGAGGUGGAUGAGGAAGGCCUUAAACCAGCUUUGGAUGACUACGUCAAUCUUUGGCAGUGGGUGACAUUCAGUUGGAUGAAUCCUUUCAUUUCUAUUGGCAGGAAGGAUACAGUGGAGGAGCAUGAUGUGUGGCAACUCAGUCAUCUCCUGAGUUCUCGAAUCUUAAUGACCAAAUUCCGCCAUUUUCAUCGUAAAUCUCUUCUCCGGCGUAUCGUCGCCGCCAACUUCCUGGACCUUUUCCUGGAUUUCGCCCUUUCGGUUGUAUCGUCGACUUUGGGUAUCCUCCAACCGUACAUAUUGAGCCUGACACUGGCUGCUCUUCAAGCCGACGAAGUUUCCAUCGAUUCUUUCCCUUUUCACCAAGUCGCGCUUGCGAUGCCUUCUGCCGUAUACGUAUUACCGUCAGGCAUUCACUUUAUGAUUAUGGCACCUAUUAUCAGCAACUCACCAACCCAAAUAUCAUUUACACCCAUCUCCAAGAAUCGUCAACUCGCUUACUUUUAUGCCAUCGUUGCCUUCGUCUCUCAGCUUGUCAAAACCCAAAGUGAUCUUCAGCAUCUUUACUAUUCUCAUCGUGCCGAAAUAAGAACUUAUGGAGAACUUGUCGGUAGCAUCUAUGAGAAAGCGCUAAUGAGGACGGAUGUCAUGGGUGUUGUUGCAUCCGAUCUGAAAGGAAACGGUGGGAAGGUUACGGACGAUGCGCAGGAUGACGCUGUCGCGAGCGCUGACGUCGGGAAAGUUGUGUCGCUUGUUGAGACUGACUCACAACAUUGUGCGAGCGUCAUGACUUUCAUGGUCUACUGUUACGAAGCCCCAAUAAAUAUGAUCGGCUCGUGCAUUUUACUGCAAUCUUUGAUGGGAUGGACGGCAUUCAUUGGAUUCUUCACUUUCCUUCUUGUCCUCCCUGUGAAUUACAUCCUCAUGAAAACUAUGUUCAAUUUGCGCAAAACGCUUUUGGAUGUGCGUGACAAGCGAAUGAGGGAAAUGAACCAGGCAAUCCAGGCUAUCAAAUUUAUCAAAUUCUUUGCAUGGGAAGCCAAAUGGAUGGAAAGGAUUAUGGAUAUGCGUAAGCGAGAAGUGUUCUGGCUGCGCAAGUCCAAAAUCUUGGGAUUCUUCUUGACUUUCUUGUGGGAUGUGGUCCCGCUUGUUGUUUGCAUCAUUAGCUUCACAUUCUUCGUCCUUAUUGGCCAUGGCAAGCUGACAGUUGCCAUUGCCUUCCCUGCUCUCCAAGCUCUAUCAAUACUUACGGAAAGUUUGACCAUGAUCCCGAUGCUGAUGCAGUGGUUAGUCACUACAUAUGCCUCAUACAUUCGCAUCGACAAAUAUCUAAACGAAGAAGAAGUCCCAAAUUGGGUUUCUUGGCAAUCGGCAGUCCGCACUCAGGAGUAUGAUCCUCAUGCAUCCUUCGAUGACCGUGUUGGUUUCAAGGAUGGCUUCCUCCGAUGGGCAUCCCAUGACAAGGAAGAAGUGAAAGCUCCAAAACCUUCAUUUAUCAGUUGCUUCAGGAGCCUCUUCAAGUGUGCUCACAAGACUAAUGGUGCACCAAAUGCAAGGGUGGAUGACAUCAAUGAAGAGGAGCAGCAGCCGAAAGACUUUGAGCUUAGGGGCUUGAACAUCAUUUUUAAGCGUGGUCAACUAAACCUUGUUUGUGGGCCAACUGGCUCUGGGAAAAGCUCUUUGCUUUCGGCAUUGUUGGGAGAGAUGAAGUUGACAUCAGGGAAGGUAUUUCUGCCAAAAAUCCCAGCUAGGAUUGAUCCAGAGACAGGAAUACAUGAGGAUGUUAGCUAUUGUGCCCAACAGCCCUGGCUCCAACAUCAGUCCAUUCGGGAUAACAUAUUGUUUGGGUUGGCCUGUGAUGAGGAGCGCUAUCAAGCUGUGAUCAAGGCAUGUGCCCUAACAACUGAUCUUGCUCUGUUGGAUGAUGGAGAUGCAACUGAAAUCGGAGAAAAGGGUGUGUCCUUGAGUGGUGGACAGAAGGCCCGUGUAGCUCUUGCUCGUGCCGUGUAUGCACGCAGCAAGACCAUAAUCCUAGAUGAUGUCUUGAGUGCUGUUGAUUCCCAUACCGCUGAAAGGCUCAUUCAUGAGUGCCUUUGCGGUCCGCUUCUUGCCCAUCGCACCAUCAUCAUGGUUACACACCAUGUGGAUCUUAUUGUUGAUCUGGCAGCAUGGGUUGUGCAACUUGAGGAUGGGCUGGUAACUGCUCAGGAUACUCCAGAGAAUCUCAGAAAACAAAAGUUGCUGUCUGGGAUUCGGGAGAAGUUGAAGAGGCGGGCAGAACUUGAGACAGCGAUGAGUGUGCCUGCUGCCAAUGAUGACAUUGGCAAAGAUGGGCUGGAGAUGAAAAAUGGUUCAAGGAAUGGAACAACAAGGAAACUUGUUGAAAAGGAGCAGAAAGCGGAGGGACAUGUCAAGCUUAGAAUUUACCAUAUUUACCUAAAGGCAUCAUCAUACUGGUUGAUGUCACUCGAGGUUUUUCUGUUCCUUCUUAGAGCCUGUGGUGAAGUUUCGCAAAGGUUCUGGAUACGAUUUUGGGGUGAAAGCUACUAUCGUGAUGGCACCAACCCAGGAUUUCCUCGUUUUCCUCGGCCUCAGGAUGACGUUCUCCCAUACUUGCUUGGUUAUAUUGGUUUAGAGGUUGUUACUGGCACCUUUUCUAUUUGUGCCAGCAUUCCAAGCAUAUUCUCUUCGCUUCGUGCUUCCCACCGACUAUACCGGACAAUGCUUGUUUCCGUUCUCCAUGCUCCAAGUCGUUGGUUCGACAAGACACCAUCGGGUCGAAUCCUGAAUAGAUUCAGCAAAGACAUUGAUACCAUCGAUACUGGUCUGCAGUCUUACAUGACCGUUGUGAUUGAGUCCGUCCUUCGACUUCUACUAGGCAUCCUCACUAUCCUAUGGGGAGUUCCAACAUUUAUUGCACCUCUGGCGGUCAUCAGUGGGCUCAUGUAUUGGUUCACAUCGGGAUACAUUUCCGUCUCGCGCGACCUGCAGCGUAUUGAGUCGAACACUCGUUCACUAGUCAUAGCAUCUUUCUCCGAACUAAUCGCCAUUUCUACAAACAUCUCCCCUGGUAUGGUGGGUAUUGUGAUAUCUCAAGCACAAACCGUCAUUUGGGGGAUCUAUUGGCUUCUUCGCUUCUACACAGAAAUGGAACAGGCGCUCAACUCUGUGGAACGUGUCAGCGAAUACAUGGACAUACCAUCUGGUAGGCCUAGACCUUUUUGGAGGCUGACUGCAAUUAAAAUUAUCGCCCAAGAACCACCUGCUAUUCUGGAAAACAACCGACCUCCGGCGUACUGGCCAUCAAGCACCGGGGGAGUUACUGUAGAGAAUCUUGUUUUGAAGUAUUCGCCUGAACUUGACCCUGUGCUCAAUAAUAUUUCAUUUGAAGUCCGACCUUCUGAGAAGAUCGGUGUUGUUGGUAGAACUGGUAGUGGGAAGAGCACCCUUGCCCUUGCGUUCUUCCGUUUCGUCGAUCCUGAGCAGGGAAGGAUUGUUAUUGAUGGGAUUGACAUUACCAGCAUUGGGCUGGAGGACUUGCGUUCCCGUCUGACAAUCAUUCCUCAAGAUGCCGUUCUAUUUUCUGGAACGAUUCGGGAGAAUCUUGUGCGUGAAACGGUUUGGCGAUCUGGACACAUUAACCUAGAUCCGAGAUACCAGGAUCCUUUCAACGAACACUCAGACGAAGAUUGCUUGGGUGCUCUGCGGAGGGUUCAGCUUCGGACAUCGGUGUCGACCAGUUCGGUAGCUGUUUCUUCGGCUGCCAAUACUCGCUCAGGAACUCCCAGCGCCGACGGUGGGCCGACGGAGUCGGCAACAGCAACAAGGGAGUCUGGCGUUAGCACAUUUGUUGAAGGGGGCACAAAGAUCAUUAUCACCUUGGAUACAAAAGUCAGCGAAGGCGGUAAUAACUUUAGCAGUGGACAACGUCAGCUCAUUGCAAUGGCACGAGCUUUGCUUCGACGCAGCACAUUUGUUGUGAUGGACGAGAGUACUGCCUCUGUGGAUUUUGCCACCGAUGUCAGAAUCCAAGAGGCAAUUCGCGAAGAGUUUAAGGACAGCAUACUGAUCACUAUCGCUCAUCGUUUGCGGACAGUUAUUGAUUAUGAUCGCAUUAUGGUCAUAGAAGCAGGUCAAAUUGCCGAAUUCGACAGCCCCAAAAACCUGCUGAAGAAUGGAAAUGGGAUCUUCUACUCAAUGUGUAAGAAGACCGGCGAUUUUGAAGAACUACAAGCAAUAGCGGAAAAGCGAACUAAUUGAUCUGAGUGUUAUGGGAAAUUGUAUAUGAAAGAAUCUGACAGACCUUCAUGCAUUCUUCGUCUCACUGGAUGUAGUGUGACCAGAAGAAUCAUUAUUUUUUCCAUUGCCGCACGGCAGGCGCAUGUUUUAAAUACUGUAGUGCAGCUUUCGCUCUUCCGUUACCUCUUCCAGUUCAAUAGUGAUACAGUGAUACGGCUGAGGUGACGACGUGCACUUAGUUCCCUGCCAUGAUUCUUGAUGACCAGUCAGCAUUAUACUACAGUUAUUCAUUGUACUC
Cantharellus anzutake is the source of this 5693-nucleotide messenger RNA. RefSeq lists its product as uncharacterized. Lineage: Eukaryota; Fungi; Basidiomycota; Agaricomycetes; Cantharellales; Hydnaceae. Gene Ontology annotation, cellular component: fungal-type vacuole; membrane. Gene Ontology annotation, molecular function: ATP binding; ABC-type peptide transporter activity; ATP hydrolysis activity. Gene Ontology annotation, biological process: transmembrane transport. The coding region runs from base 461 to 5416 and encodes 1651 amino acids. The record is from RefSeq and is a predicted model, not a curated record. The transcript is spliced from 29 exons.